Messenger RNA from Scophthalmus maximus (turbot), 2600 nucleotides. It is a transcript of the gene rab27a, whose product is annotated as RAB27A, member RAS oncogene family. Gene Ontology annotation, molecular function: GTPase activity; GTP binding. The record is from RefSeq and is a predicted model, not a curated record. Gene Ontology annotation, cellular component: secretory granule; melanosome. Gene Ontology annotation, biological process: melanosome transport; positive regulation of exocytosis. The transcript is spliced from 6 exons. Bases 326 to 982 code for a protein of 218 amino acids. Lineage: Eukaryota; Metazoa; Chordata; Actinopteri; Pleuronectiformes; Scophthalmidae.
GAAGUGUCUGGAUGUGGUCGCCGGUGUCCUAGCGCCCGUCUCCUCCGCCUCUCUGGCGGUGAGUGGUUCCACCGCUAGGAGGAGCUGUUCUCAACACUCGACACCAGCCGCGGGGCGCGGAGCUGCUGGUUCAGUUUCAACUCGACUCAUGGCUCAGAGGUGACGGACACAGUUCAGGUCCUCGUUUAUUAUUCGCUUCCUUUUCUUUUCUUUUUGUCUUGUUUGUCAAAGUCUUCGUCGCUCGUGUGGUUUCCCGCCGACCGUCUCCCGCAGCAGGACCCAGUGCGCAGCAGCAACGCCCCGGGGCCGACAUUAAGGACUCACUAUGUCUGAUUGGGAAUAUGAUUACCUCAUCAAAUUCCUAGCGCUCGGUGACUCUGGCGUGGGAAAAACAAGCUUCCUCUACCAAUACACAGAUGGCAAUUUUAACUCCAAGUUCAUCACCACAGUCGGGAUCGACUUCAGAGAAAAAAGAGUGGUCUACAAAUCAACAGGUCCAGAUGGAUCUUCAGGUCGAGGGCAGAAGAUCCACAUGCAGCUGUGGGACACUGCAGGACAGGAGAGGUUUCGUAGUUUGACGACGGCAUUCUUCAGAGAUGCAAUGGGCUUCCUCCUCCUGUUUGACCUCUCAAAUGAGCAAAGUUUCCUCAACGUCAGAAACUGGAUGAGUCAGUUACAGGUUCAUGCAUACUGUGAAAAUCCAGACAUUGUUCUAUGUGGCAACAAAUGUGACCUGACAGAUCAGAGAGCAGUCAGUGAAGAAGAGGCGCGUGAGCUGGCAGAGAAAAUCCCAUACUUUGAGACAAGUGCUGCAAACGGGCAGAAUGUGAACGAGGCUGUGGACGUGCUGCUGGAUCUUAUCAUGAAGAGGAUGGAGCGAUGUGUUGACAAGUCCUGGAUCCCCGACGGGACUGUCCGAGCUAAUGGACCCAACAACCCAGACAUCUCCGAGACCCCGGACAGGAGCAAAUGUGGAUGUUAGACUGAUGAGGAGUCAUUUUAGUUACAAGUGUCCAUAACACUGUUGGAAAAAAAGUUGUUCAAUGUUUCACAAAGUGAGAGUAUAGAUGUGUUAGGUCAAACUUAACAUUGAUUUGUCUCCGUUGCCCCACAAACUGUAUAUACUUUAAUUGACAUGCUAUAUUAUUUGUCAGUACAGAUUUAAGUGCCUUUGAAAAUUGACAUUUCCUCUAGGAUAAAUGUAUUUAAUGAAUUUUCAUUGUUAAAAUUGAAAAUGUAUUGCCAAACAUCCAACUUUGCUCAUCGGUUGAAUUUGCUGAUGGUAUUUUCAGGGAUGAACUUUGUGCUCCAUGUUUCGGCAAAGAAGGCUGCCCUGCCAGAUGUGCUAUAAAUAUACUGUUUCCACUUUCUGUAAGGUUAGCGUGGAUUCACUCGUAGUAACUCAAGAUAGAAGUCCCCUCUAUUUGUCUUUCUACAGCAAGAUAAAUAUUGACUGUGAUACCUGCAGUCACUGUUUGUUAGUGGAGAGAAACUGGCUGAGAUUGUACUUUUAGGAAACUUUAUGUAACCAUUUAUUUACUACUGAUGAUCUACUGAACGUCCAGCUGAAUACUACAACCUCACCUGUGCCACUGCCAGAAAAAGUAUACCUCACAUUAGCCAUCCAGCAUAAAAAUACAAAUGUGUUUCUAGACUUAAAUUUACCUUUUCAACUAAAAUAUCAGCUUUGGGGACAAUUCAUUCUCUUGUAAUUAAGCUCAAUGACUCAGGUUUUAUCAUUUUAUUUUUUUCAAUGAAAAGUUCCCACUGCCUCCAUGGUAAAAAAGUGUUACCCCUAAUGACAUACCUUGAGAUUGUGGAGUUGAAGUUACAUCGUCAACAUUGCAAUAGUUUAAUGACUCCCUGCUCCCAGAAUCUUACUUUGUGAACGAUCCCAGGAUCCAGUCCCCUGCAGUGCUGAAUUUGAUCAUUAUUCAGUUGAUACAGUUAAAUAAAUUUUUAAUUAUAUGCUGUAUUUUUCUUAGGUGAGAGUCCUGAUAUACACACAUGCACAGAUAGAUAAUAAAUGCUCAUGAAUUAUUACAGGGGUUCCCACGCAGUGGUGGGCUGCCUUGCUUGAAACAAAGACCCUCUCUGCUGACAUCGUAAGAAAAUAAUAAUACACUUUUAAACAUUAUAUUCAGGGAAAAGGAGCUAAGGUGCCACUUAAUGUGACCAUAUAAGCAAUAUUACAGUACAAUAGCCAAUCUGUUGAUUUUGAUAGAUAUUGUAAUGGUUUUAUAAAUUAGGAAAUCAAAUUGGGACUGCUUUUCAGUGUACCUUAUGGGAUGCAUUUAAAAUCCUAUUCCUCAAAUCAAUUUAUAAUACCACUUCACUUCAUAUUUCACAAAAAUGGAGAGUAUUUACACAGGAUUUUUGAGAAUAUUUGUCUGAAAUGUAUUUAAUAAUAUCACACAAAUGGUAUUACACUGUUAUUGUUUCUGUUUUCUUUUCCAGUGUUUCAAUCCCAAUAACAAAAUCUCUAAUUUUAAUUUGAUCAUAUUAGUUAAGACAAUAUAUAAUAUUUCAUGUCAAUGGUAUCACACUUGCAUUUGCAAAAGAUGUAAAUUUUGUCCAAAAAUAAACACUUUAUUUAUGUA